AUGCCUACUUUUAGGAGUGAGCAUAGUGAACUAACAUCAUCAUUGUUGGGCUUCCCUGCCAGCUCCUUCUAUUCAGAGAGGCUGAAAGAUCAUUACCACAUCCUACGGAGAAUCAACCAGGGCAAUUUUGCUGAUAUAGUGCUGGCCAGACAUUUGUCCACUGGAAUGACAGUGGCCAUCAAAGUGCUGCCAAAAGGAGAGAAUCCUGACAACAUCAUGUUGGAGGUCAACCUCAUGAAAUCGUUGCAACAUCCAAAUAUCAUCCAGUUAUUACAGGUUAUUGAAACAAAGGAGAAAGUGUACAUGGUGAUGGAAUAUGCAGGUGGAGGAGACCUGAUGUCUUACAUCCGUGAUGCCAAUGGUAUAGAAGAGGAGGAAGCCAGAAGAAUAUUUUGGCAGAUCAUCUGUGCCAUCCAAUACCUCCAUGAACAAGGCAUCAUUCAUGGGGACCUAAAAUCGGAUAACAUCUUGUUAGAUGAGGAUGGCACAGUUAAAAUCUGUGACUUCGGGAUGGGGACCAAGAUCUGCAACACACUGCCAGACACUGCCCCUGAACCACUACUAUGCCAAAGAGAGCUGUUUGCUGAGGACAUUUGGAGACUCGGCAUUAUCCUCUAUGAGAUUGUGGUGGGGUUCACACCGUUCAAGGAGAUCCAUCCCUUGCAUGUGAAACAGAUGAUCCUGCAGGGCAGGCACUACUGUCCCCAUUCUUUCUCCACAGAUCUGCAAAAUCUAAUUGGUAUGCUCCUCACCAUUGACUCUGUGCAGUGGCCAACACUAGAGGACAUCUUGCAGCACCCAUGGCUCUGCCAGGGUGAACUAUCUUCCUGUCCGCCUCCUAAUCUGCUUCCAGAAUGCCCUAAACCUGAGAUCCUAAAGUUGAUGUAUGCUUUAGGACACAACCCUGAAAAAAUAAAAAAAUCCCUCCUGCUAAAAAAAUUUGAUUACCGGAUGGCCACCUAUCUUCUUUUGGAGCACCAAGCAAGCCAGGGAUCAGGUAUUCGCACCAUCAGCAUGAAACCCACCAAGGAGGGUGAUACACUACUUCAAGACCACAUGGAUCCCACCACCUCAGUUUCCCUCCAGAGCAGUGCUUGCCCUGUCCCCAACAAUGACUUCUUUCUCCCUGAAAAUCAGAGUGAUACAGAACCUACAGAUCCUACCUCCUCAGCUCUCCUCCAGAACAGUGGUGGAUCUGCCCCCAACAAUGACUCCCUUCUCCCAGGGAAUCAGUGUGACAGGAAACACAAGCUCUAUAAGACCACCAAACCCAGCACAACCAGCCAGUCUUGCAUUGAACCAACACCCCCCAGCUCCUCUAAGAGGAUGCCAUGUUGGAAGAGGGUGAAGAGGAGGAUUGCAGCAUUUAAGCAGAAUCUGAGCAAUUGCUGCCUUACAGCACGGAAAAAGAGCCGAGUGGUUCCAAUGUAA
Messenger RNA from Octodon degus (degu), 1431 nucleotides. Its product is annotated as sperm motility kinase X-like. Bases 1 to 1431 code for a protein of 476 amino acids. Gene Ontology annotation, cellular component: cytoplasm. Gene Ontology annotation, molecular function: protein serine/threonine kinase activity; tau-protein kinase activity; ATP binding. The record is from RefSeq and is a predicted model, not a curated record. NCBI's taxonomy places the organism in Eukaryota, Metazoa, Chordata, Mammalia, Rodentia, Octodontidae. Gene Ontology annotation, biological process: intracellular signal transduction; protein phosphorylation; microtubule cytoskeleton organization. The transcript has a single exon.